This is a messenger RNA of Malassezia pachydermatis, 1668 nucleotides long. RefSeq names its product delta 8-sphingolipid desaturase. Gene Ontology annotation, cellular component: membrane. The record is from RefSeq and is a predicted model, not a curated record. Bases 1 to 1668 code for a protein of 555 amino acids. Gene Ontology annotation, biological process: lipid metabolic process. The transcript has a single exon. Gene Ontology annotation, molecular function: oxidoreductase activity, acting on paired donors, with oxidation of a pair of donors resulting in the reduction of molecular oxygen to two molecules of water. NCBI's taxonomy places the organism in Eukaryota, Fungi, Basidiomycota, Malasseziomycetes, Malasseziales, Malasseziaceae.
AUGCAGAUCGACGCGAAGCCCAUGUCCACCGUCCCAGCGGUAGAGUCGGGUACGUCGCUCCCACGCACUGUAUAUACGCGAGCCGAACUGGCACGUCGUAUUGCGAAUGGCGAAGUGCUUGUUGUGCACCGCCGUCUGAUCUACAAGCUCGACCGCUGGGCCUCGCAGCACCCAGGUGGCGAUACAGCCAUCCUGCACUUUGUCGGUCGUGAUGCCAAAGAUGAAAUUGAAGUGUACCAUUCAGAUGAAACCAUUGCGCGUAUGCGCAAGUUUGCUGUCGCACAACUGGCCGAGGAAGAUGCGACAGACGUAUCGAAAGGCCGUGUGUACAAACCACUCAUGCCGCCCAUUCAGCUAGGGUACCGCCAUGGUGCCCUGGAGCAUCCUCAUGCCCAGCUUGCGGCAUGGAAUGCAUAUGUGGCGAUGCAUCCUGAAGCCAAGAACAAGGAGCGUGUCUUGUCUUUCCCUCUACCGGUGGAUAUGCUGGAGCCACCGCCCAGCUCGCUGGACUCGGUGCGCGAAGCUCGUAUAUCUGCGGCCUUUGAGCAGUUGCAUAUGCGACUAAAAGAGGCGGGUAUGUUCGAGCUGCAUGCCCACAACUAUGGCCGUGAGUGCCUUCGGUAUGGCCUGUUUGCGCUCGGUGCCUACGUAUUUUACCAAUACGGCCAAGCGCACACUGGCUGGGCUGCCACGAUGGCAUUCACAGCAUCGUCCAUCUGUCUCGGCGCAUUCUGGCACCAGCUUGCGUUCGUAGCCCAUGAUGCAGGGCAUACUGGGAUUACGCACAUCUACUGGGUGGACCGCUUGCUAGGUAUUAUUGUUGCAUCGUACGUCGGCGGCUUAUCGCUGAAUUGGUGGUGUGACAACCAUGACGUGCACCACCUUGUGACGAACCAUCCAGAGCAUGACCCCGAUAUUCAGCACAUGCCCAUUUUUGCCAUCAGCCCUAUGUUCCUGCCCAAGGUGCCGAAGCCGCAUGGCGACGAGCCAGUGGGCCUGUAUUCGUCAUACUACCGCCGCUCUAUGCCCUUUGAUGCGGCAGCGCGAUGGCUCCUCCGCUUUCAGCACAAAUUGUACUUUAUCAUUAUGUCCGUGGCGCGAUUCAAUCUCUAUGCGCUAUCGUAUUCAUUCUUGCUGUUACGUGCGCGCCGCAACGUGUGGUUCUGGAUCGAGCUAUUAGGCCUGAUCAGUUUUUGGACGUGGUUCCCUUGUUACGUGCUAGCCCCACUCCCAAGCUGGCGAAUGCGUAUUGGGUACCUACUCCUCUCACACAUUGUCACGAGCCCCUUGCAUAUUCAGAUUGUAUUGUCGCACUUUGGCCAGGACACAAGUGAUCUCGGACCACAGGAGUGCUUUGCCUCGCGUCAGAUUCGCACUACCAUGGACGUGGAGUGCCCCAAGUCGCUGGACUUUUUCCAUGGCGGUCUGCACAUGCAAGUCACCCACCAUUUGUUCCCGCGUAUGCCACGCCACAAUCUUCGGCAGGCGCGUGACAGGUUUAUUGUGCCCUUCUGCCGUGAGCAGGGCCUGAUCUAUGAAGAAAUGCAUUUUACAUCAGGGAACCGCAAAGUCGUGCGUCGUUUGCAGGAUGUGGCGAAUCAGGUAUCGAUUUUGUGCUGCGUGGCCCAGGCACAAAUGCAGGGCACGCUUACGUCGUCGUCGUCGUGA